This is a messenger RNA of Dovyalis caffra, 1122 nucleotides long. NCBI's taxonomy places the organism in Eukaryota, Viridiplantae, Streptophyta, Magnoliopsida, Malpighiales, Salicaceae. The record is from the annotation of a GenBank genome assembly.
AUGUUCGGGAUUAUAAGGCAAAAAGUGAGUGCCGGAGGUUCUCCACCUUUAGCUUUUGGGCAGAUGAUUCGCCCUGCGGUAUCGGCUUGGAGAGGUUAUUCAGCUGCAGCAAAACAGAUGACAGUUAGAGAAGCGCUAAACACUGCGCUCGAUGAGGAAAUGUCUGCUGAUCCUAAGGUCUUUUUGAUGGGUGAAGAGGUUGGUGAGUAUCAGGGUGCAUAUAAGAUAUCCAAAGGACUUUUGGACAAGUAUGGUCCUGAGAGAGUCCUUGAUACACCAAUCACAGAGGCUGGUUUUACUGGCAUUGGAGUUGGUGCUGCUUACCAUGGUCUUAAGCCUGUUGUUGAGUUUAUGACGUUCAACUUCUCUAUGCAGGCAAUGGACCACAUCAUUAAUUCGGCGGCAAAAUCAAACUAUAUGUCUGCUGGGCAGAUAUCAGUGCCCAUAGUUUUCAGAGGGCCAAAUGGUGCUGCUGCUGGAGUUGGUGCCCAGCACUCUCAAUGUUAUGCUGCGUGGUAUGCCUCCUGCCCUGGUUUGAAAGUGUUGGCUCCUUACUCAUCUGAAGAUGCUCGUGGUCUGCUAAAGGCUGCCAUAAGGGACCCUGAUCCUGUUGUUUUCCUUGAAAAUGAGUUAUUAUAUGGUGAGGUGUUCCCUAUUUCUGCUGAAGUACUCGACUCCAGUUUUUGCCUUCCAAUAGGGAAAGCCAAGAUUGAGAGAGAAGGGAAGGAUGUGACCAUUACAGCCUUUUCAAAAAUGGUUGGCUAUGCUCUCAAGGCUGCUGAGAUACUUGCAAAGGAAGGAAUCAGUGCUGAGGUGAUAAAUUUGCGCUCAAUCAGGCCACUAGAUAGACAUGCAAUCAAUGCUUCAGUCAGGAAAACUAACAGACUGGUCACAGUUGAAGAAGGGUUUCCUCAGCACGGCGUUGGUGCUGAAAUCUGUGCAUCUGUUGUUGAAGAGAGCUUUGGUUAUCUUGAUGCCCCAGUUGAGAGAAUUUGUGGAGCUGAUGUUCCCAUGCCUUAUGCAGCUAAUCUAGAGAGAAUUGCUCUGCCACAGGUUGAAGAUAUUGUUCGUGCAUCAAAGAGAGCUUGCUACCGAUCUGUGCCAAUGGCUGCAACUGCUUGA